CGAGACCCUGUUCACCGAGUGCCUUAGAGUAACUGUACCAUUACCGGAAACAAUAAGACGCAUUGAAAUUCUUAUAUCUUAUGACCAAAGGGCAUCCGUAGAACGCGCACCGCAGCGGCUGCGCCCGACGUUUACUGAGGGAGCUGCGCUUGGAGACGUUUGGAAAGCGCUGCAGUGUCUCUGACACAAUCACUGCGACCUCCUUCGGUGUUCGUUUCCUCCGCUAAGGAAUGAGUUACUACUGCACUUUUUGCGGAUCCUACAGUAAUCGGAGCCUUCAAUGCCGUGGAAAGUCCUGCCGAGAAGUUUCAACGCAGACUGAUGAAAGUAGUUCAGAGUUCUCGUUAUCGAAGUCUCUCGAGUCCGGCGACCUUGCUGAUGUGGAGUUCUCUGUUGAGUGCUCGCAUUUCCCAGGCCAGCGUGCAACCUUCAAGGCGCAUAAGAUGAUCCUGGCUUUGCAGAGCGACGUGUUUAGGGCCAUGUUUUAUGGCGACUUCGCCAAGGAGGACCGCAUAGUCAUCACUGACCUGCACCCAGAGGGCGUCCGUGGCCUCUUGAGGUACUUCUAUAGUGGCCGCCUGGAUGUGGAAAACGUGCACCAGGCUGCUUGCACCCGCACCGCUGCUUCCAAGUACCUCGUCACGAAGCUGGAGCAGAGAUGCAUCACCUUCGUGCACUGCCACACGAGGUUGGACGACGUGUGUCCUCUCCUGGACUACGUUCUGACCAUGGGCGAAGAAGACCUACGCGCUCCCGCCGGUGACCUCAUCCGCAAGGACAGUGCCGGCGUGCUUUCCUCUUCAAAGUUCAGGUCCUCCACCGAGGACACCGUGAAGUACGUGCUCCAACAAGUCACCAAUGUAUCGGAGGCAUCGGUGCUAAAUGCCGUCUACGCCUGGGCAUAUCAGCAGUGCCCCAAGCAAUCCUCGGGUAUCGGAAAUGCUCUUCGGGCAGUCAUGCUGCCACUGUUGCCUGAACUGCGGUUCCUCGCGCUGACCGCGACGCAGUUCGUAGAAGGUCCGAACACGUGGGGAAUCUUUACCGACGCAGAAGCACGGGCCAUUCUUAGCAAUAUCAUCAAAGCAGGCUCGGUGCCUAUGCCAAAGGGAUUCUGCGAGAUCCGUGAGCCCCGUGUGCUGAAACGCCAUUGCAAAAACGAGCGUCUUCCAGUGCGUCCCAGUGUGGAAAGUGCUGUUCGUGUAGGAGGCAUCGUAUUGGGACAUAAUUUAAUAACAUCACGCCGGUUAUGCGGGGAAACCAGUCGUCCGUUUAUUUGAUUCACGGGUUCGAAAUUUAAAACCGGACAACCACAGUGAUCGGUUAUUCAGCUAAUAGUAUCCGGAUAUUUGGAUAUUCGUAUAGCCUUUGUUCUUCUGUACUUGUGCCGAAAUUACCACUCUUUCUCCCUUGUAUUCUUAUAUUUGUAGUUAUUUUUGCAACCGUUCGUGCAAACGCGGUAUAUGCUCUGGUUAACCUCCUUACCUAUCAUUUUUGUAAUCAUCGAUUAUUCGUAUCCGAAUAUUCGAAUAUCCGUCUAACCAGGUUAUUUAAACCGGAUAUCCUGAAUAUUCGUCUCUUGAAAUCCCGAUAAGAGGAUAAGCGGUUUUCGAGACCGGAUUACAUCCCUCCGGUUGAACCGGAUAGCCGGUUUGACGCACAACUGGGGACGCUGGUGUUCGCUGGGAGUCACUGGGACACAGGUGAGAUCGCUGGAUAAGAGCUGGGUCACACUGGCCCCGACGCUGGUUUCACUGCUAUGACGCUGGGGCGCACUGGUGUGCGCUUUAACACGCUGGUUGUCGCUGGAGUUCGCUGGCUCGUACUGGAAACUGCGCUGGUUUCGUUUGUACUGCACUGCUCCCAGUACGCCACAAAUUUAUCAGUAGAUACUAGUCUCCUGUCCUAAAUAACGCUAUAUUUAGGGGUCAUAAAUCUUUCGUGUAGCAGCUUGGAAUAAAGGUGCUUGAGGUGCUCUGUCCAGGCAUCGAUAUGCAACACUGAAGAUCACUUGAAUUCGUUUCUUGCAUUUCGAUUUAGACUGUGCCCAUAGCUGUAUAUAUUCUUGAACGAAAUUACGCAAACGCAGAUAACGCCUGGCUUUCUAGUAAGUUGUAUGCAGCCAAUAACUGCGGCUUGUCGCACCGUUGUGUUGUGCAGUCGACACGAAACCCAGCAGUCGUUAAGAGGCGUUCGAACGGACCCUGGGAAGCCUGCCGCUGAUUGAUAUUGUCGCACCAAUAACACAGCUGAGGGAAGUCGUGCGGUUCUACUUUUCCUAGUGUACUAAAAUAUUAUAGUUGAAAGCAGUGCUUA
This is a messenger RNA of Dermacentor silvarum, 2313 nucleotides long. Its product is annotated as BTB/POZ domain-containing protein 6-B-like. The coding region runs from base 231 to 1277 and encodes 348 amino acids. Gene Ontology annotation, cellular component: cytosol. The record is from RefSeq and is a predicted model, not a curated record. Gene Ontology annotation, biological process: neurogenesis. NCBI's taxonomy places the organism in Eukaryota, Metazoa, Arthropoda, Arachnida, Ixodida, Ixodidae. The transcript is spliced from 4 exons. Gene Ontology annotation, molecular function: protein binding.